Molecule: messenger RNA, 1421 nt
Organism: Linum tenue
Lineage: Eukaryota; Viridiplantae; Streptophyta; Magnoliopsida; Malpighiales; Linaceae
Source: the annotation of a GenBank genome assembly
AUGGGCUGGUGGUGGUCUCGGGGUAGAAGGAGAGUGACGAUCCGCGCGGCUGCUGGAGGGAGAGGGAGAUGGCGGUCGCUGGUGUUAUGGGAGAUUUGCUUCAGUCAGUGCUUUGAUUCCACGUUGUCUGCGUACUCCAGCGGCAAAAACAAAGAAGAGAGUAAAGCCAGGCUGCCAGCCCAAAAGUCCGUUCCGACAUACCAAAUGUCUUCCGAUCCCGAUAAGCUCGUCGCUAAGGCCGAUAAGCUAACAAAGCUGACCCUUACAAGGUGGAGUGCUGAUUGGAGAAACGCCACUCUUAACUACGAGCAAGCCGCCAAUGCGUAUAGAGUGGCCAAGAAGUAUGAAAAGAGCAAAGAUGCAUUCGAGAAGGCUUCCAAGGGGCAAGAGAUGCUUUCCUCUCCCUGGGACGCUGCUAAGCACAUGGAAUCUGCUGCUGCUCUAGCUAAGGAGCUAGGUAACUGGAACGAGGUAGCUGACUUGUACAGAAGGGCGUCGGAGUUGUAUGUUGAAUGUGGGAGGGCGCAGCCUGCAUCUGAUGCACUGGGGAAGGCAGCUCGUGUCGUGGAAGAUCAUCUGCCUGAUGUUGCUGUUCAGCUGUAUACUGAUGCUAUUUCACUUCUGGAAGAGGAUGACAAGGACCAAAUGGCCUUUGAUCUUUACCGUGCUCUAACUGCCGUCCACAUAAAGCUUGAGAAGUACACAGAUGCUGCAGCUGCCUUGUUGAGAUUGGGUCUUGCAGCUGACAAAUCCAAUGCUACUAACAGCCAGUUCAAGGCAUACCUUGGUGCUAUUAUUGUGUACCUUUAUGCUCAUGAUGUCAAGGCAGCAGAGAAAUGCUAUAAUGACUGCUCACAGAUUCCUGCGUUUUUGGGAAGCGACCAAGGUCGAUGUGGUAGCAGGCUUAUCUCAGCUUAUUCGGAAGGCGCUGUUGAAGAAAUUAAACGUCUGGCUCAGUCUAGCACCAUUUCCCAUCUUGACCAUGCUAUCAUCAAGCUGGGAAGAAAGCUACCUACUGGUGAAGUUACCGCAGUAAAAGCUGGGACUGAAGAGGGAGAAGGCUUGGACGAGAAUGAUCUCACAUAAUUGAUUCUUCUCAUUCUCGGGACAAAAAUCCCUUCUUCAGGGGUGGGUUCCCAUUUGCAAUACGCUGUGUGUAAAUUAUAUACUUGCUGGAUAUAUAUCUUUGGAUCAACGUACUCUGUUUACAGUGUGUAAAACUUGUCCAAUGGAGAGAGAUAAAGCUUUGGUGUGAGUUUCUGUCCCGUUGCAAGCCAUGCCUGAAGCCUGAACCUUCCUCUCGGGGACAAACUUGCUAAACUUGUUCGUUAAUGACAAUCUAGUCAAAUCAACCUAUGAUGAAACCACAUUACAAACACUCGAUAUCUAUUAUCGACUUUAAUUGGAUUGUUGAUCAUUUC